CAGCGGCCCGCCGCGCGCGCGCCCACCUCCCGGCGCGCGCCGGGGCAGCCAGGGGAGAGGGGAAUGCAGCAGCGUGUGUGCAUGUGCGGGGCGUUCCCAGACCUCCUCGCGUCCCCCCUCGCGGGGAUCUCUGCGCCAGCCCUGCGGCGGCUGCCGGCCCUCGAUGGCCUGGGUGGGCUGCUCCAGGGAGGCGCUGCCGUGGAGGACACCGCCAAGGAGCUGCAGGACCACGCCGCGAAGACGCAAGACACGCUGGUCGACGCCGUGGAGAACGCCGAGGUGGCGGAGAUCAAGCGCGCGGUCUUCCGCGCGCUGACCCGACUGCGCGCGGCGACCAUCAAGGAGGGU
Prorocentrum cordatum is the source of this 348-nucleotide messenger RNA. NCBI's taxonomy places the organism in Eukaryota, Dinophyceae, Prorocentrales, Prorocentraceae. The record is from the annotation of a GenBank genome assembly.